GAUGUUCCGACCCGCCAGCUCCCAAAGCGGCUGUGCCCCGCGCCCUCGCCCCGCGCCCACUGGCCGCUCAGGCGGAGUCAGCGUGCGCUCCGCCCGCCGCGUUCCGGGCUCGGAGCUCCGCACCCUGGGCUCGCUGCCUCCCGGGCCGGCUCCGCGCCCCGCACCCGGCGCCCCAGCGGGCGCAGCGCACCAUGCCGCAGCUGGACUCGGGCGGGGGCGGCACGGGAGCAGGAGACGACCUCGGCGCGCCGGACGAGCUCUUGGCCUUCCAAGACGAAGGCGAGGAACAGGACGAUAAGAAUCGCGACAGCGCCGCGGGCCCCGAGCGGGACCUGGCGGAGCUCAAGUCCUCACUGGUGAAUGAGUCUGAAGGCGCGGCCGCAGGCGCCGGGGUCCCGAGUCCCGGCGUCCGAGUCCAUGGAGAAGCCGAAGGAGCGCCCGAGGCCCUGGGACGAGAGCACACUUCGCAGAGACUUUUCUCGGACAAACUUCCAGAGUCCCUAGAGGACGGCCUGAAGGCCCCGGAGUGUGCCAGUGGCAUGUACAAAGAGACUGUCUACUCUGCCUUCAAUCUGCUCAUGCACUACCCACCGGCCUCGGGAACGGGGCAGCAUCCGCAGCCUCAGCCCCCGCUGCAUAACAAGCCCGGCCAGCCCCCACAUGGCGUCCCCCAACUUUCUCCACUCUACGAACAUUUCAGCAGUCCACACCCUACCCCUGCACCAGCGGACAUCAGCCAGAAGCAAGGAGUUCACAGACCGCUGCAGACCCCUGAUCUCUCUGGAUUUUAUUCUCUGACCUCAGGCAGCAUGGGACAGCUCCCCCAUACUGUGAGCUGGUUCACCCACCCGUCCUUGAUGCUGGGAUCUGGUGUACCUGGACACCCAGCAGCCAUCCCUCACCCGGCCAUUGUGCCCUCCUCAGGGAAGCAGGAGCUGCAGCCAUAUGACAGAAACCUGAAAACACAGGCAGAACCCAAGGCAGAGAAGGAGGCGAAGAAGCCAAUCAUCAAAAAGCCCCUCAAUGCUUUCAUGCUUUACAUGAAGGAGAUGAGAGCCAAGGUCAUUGCAGAGUGCACACUCAAGGAGAGCGCUGCCAUCAACCAGAUCCUGGGUCGCAGGUGGCAUGCAUUAUCUCGAGAAGAGCAAGCCAAGUACUAUGAGCUGGCCCGCAAGGAAAGGCAGCUGCACAUGCAGUUAUACCCAGGCUGGUCAGCACGGGAUAACUACGGAAAGAAGAAGAGGCGGUCAAGGGAAAAGCAUCAAGAAUCCACCACAGGAGGAAAAAGAAAUGCAUUCGGUACUUACCCGGAGAAGGCCGCUGCCCCAGCCCCGUUCCUUCCGAUGACAGUGCUCUAGGCUGUCCCCGGUCCCCAGCUCCCCAGGACUCACCCUCGUACCUUCUGCUGCCCACCUUCCCCACAGAACUGCUUGCCUGCCCAGUGGAACCAGCACCAACAUUCUCAGGUCGCUCUGCAGCUCUCACUCUUCCAGCCCCUAAGUCUCCAAAGACCCCCCACAGCACCCUCCAGAAUGCACAAAUACAGCAACAAGAAUCUCAGAGACAGGCAGCCUAACAGCUUUGCGUGCUAGGCACAGAGCACCUGGCUUCCCACCCCUAACUCAGAAGGAGGCAACAAGACCAGCUCACGUGGAACCAGAUAGGGGCCCUCUUAAGGUGGUGAAGAUUUCAAAGGCUAUACAACUCCCUGAACCAGGGGCCAUCAAUUCAAGAGGUGGGGGAUCAGAUCUAUGUAGCUGUAUCAUCUAAAGGGGAUCCUGCUGCCUGUGACAGCCAUAUUUCUUAUUGCUGGCUGGACAUCCCUAUUGUCCCUAGUAGGUUUUGUUUUGGCUGUAGGUCAGAUGGGCAGACUGACCUCGUCAGCUGCCUACUCUACAAGUGCCUCUCUGCCUUCUGCCAUACCUUCUCCAUGCCAGUACUUCUUGGACCAAGAAUACCUGGUCUGUCACACAAAAUAACUCUGUGGUUGACCAGCCACACAAACAAUGCUUCUCUCUUAAGGAAACUGAGAAGCUCUGUUUACAAAAAACAGCUGCUGUUCCCAAGCUGGGCCAGAGGAAGUGUCUUACUGUGUUCUCAGGAGUUUGCAAGAGGAGGGAAUAGGAUACUUUAGGCCUUUCAACCUUGGCAACAACACUGACCUACCUACUGGUGGGCAGUAGUCAGCUUUCAUUUCAGUCUUUCCUGACAAGCUCACUAGCAUUAGAAACUACAGGCAAUAAGUUAAAGUUGGCCUAAAUUCAGUGUGCACCCUUCUCUACCAGCCUCUUCCCAGUUCCUUUCCAGCUCAGCUGAGUCAGCUCCUGGGCAGCUGUGAGAGGGCAAAUCCCAACAGCCAGAACUCAUCCUUCAGCAUUUAGAACCCGCCAGCUUCAGUUUCUCUGUGGGGCUGAAGGUAGAGAUCUGUUCCAAUUAAAGCAAGGAGCCCAUAAAACCUCUUUGUGGUGGACAUGGUUCCUUGCCACAUUCUAGAAACUCUUUGAGCCAAACUUAACCUUGAGCCUUGAAAAACAAGUUUUGUUUUAACUUAACUUUUUUUUUUUUUUUUGCAUUUUCACUGUAUAUAGCCUGAAUCCAAAGAAAAGGGGUUAUCCAAGUAUUCCACAAAAAAAAAAAAAAAACAAAAAAACAAAGCCCUUUAGUUCCUACUUUAGUCGCUCACUUCUCAAUCCAAAGAUCAUGUUUCUAGUGUAGUGUUAGAAGUCUUGAAGAAGUCUGACCAAGUGUGACAGUGUACCUAUAACCCCAGCACUUGGAAGACAGAGGCAGGCAGACCUCUGAAUUCCAGGGCAACCAGGGCUACAUAGACCUUUUCUCAAAAAGAAAAACUGUUGUAUUCAAAUAUUUUUGUAUUGUUAAUGCAUUACCAUAGAAAAGCUUUUUUAAACAGGAGAAUAAAGAUUCUUUUUACUUGGUUUUUCAAA
This is a messenger RNA of Rattus norvegicus (Norway rat), 2945 nucleotides long. RefSeq names its product transcription factor 7 (gene Tcf7). The record is from RefSeq and is marked validated. Gene Ontology annotation, molecular function: DNA binding; transcription cis-regulatory region binding. Gene Ontology annotation, biological process: Wnt signaling pathway; immune system process; tissue development. The coding region runs from base 192 to 1358 and encodes 388 amino acids. Lineage: Eukaryota; Metazoa; Chordata; Mammalia; Rodentia; Muridae. Gene Ontology annotation, cellular component: nucleus. The transcript has 10 exons.